Messenger RNA from Plenodomus lingam JN3, 2067 nucleotides. RefSeq lists its product as uncharacterized. Lineage: Eukaryota; Fungi; Ascomycota; Dothideomycetes; Pleosporales; Leptosphaeriaceae. Gene Ontology annotation, cellular component: fungal-type vacuole. Gene Ontology annotation, molecular function: aspartic-type endopeptidase activity. Gene Ontology annotation, biological process: proteolysis. The record is from RefSeq and is a predicted model, not a curated record.
AUGCGCGCCCAUUGCGGCCAACACUCGCUCUGCGCGGGUGCCCGCAAGCUCGUCGUCGUCGUCGUCGUCGUCGUCGUUGUUGUUGCUUGCACGUGGGCCACCACCGCACGCGCCACCGAAUUUCUGCCACGGAACAUCUCGAAUCCACCCGGCUACUCGCUGCUACCGGGCGUGACCCAAGUCCCGGCCCCCAUCCCCGUUGUCCCGGACGAGCAGAACUGGGCGGGCAUGGACGGUGCCUGGAACACCUUCAGCCUGCGCGUCGGCUCGCAGCAGACCAACACCAGCGUCUUGGUGUCGACGGCCGCGAAGCACAUCUUGCUCGUGGAUGCCCCGGCUUGCGCCCAGAACGCACAACAGGAUUGCGAGGACAGCCACGGGCGCUCCUUCAACCACUCGCAGUCGACGACUUUUCAGGAGCUCGGCGAUUACGAGCUGGGCUCGGAUGGGUACAGAGGCCUCUCUGGCACCGGCCAUUACGGGCUUGACACAGUCCGUCUGGGAGCGGAUGGCCUCACCCUGAACAGCACGACGAUUGCGACCAUGGGCGCCAAUUCCACCCUCUCCACACCAGCAGAACCCUGGCUGGGCUACAUCGGACUUCAGUCGCAGGCGACCGAGUUUCCGCGCAGCUCCACCAGAGAGAGCUACAUCACCCAACUUUUCCAGGCGAUGAGCAUACCUAGCCAGUCUUUUGGAUAUACAGCAGGCGCCCGGUACCGCGUCGGCAAGGAGCCAGCUUUGGCAAGCUUGACCCUCGGUGGUUAUGAUGCAGCUCGCUUCGCCGACACGCAAACCAACUAUGCACUCGACAGCGAGCAAAGACCAGUAGUCGGCCUUGUGGGACUCUCAUCACAAUCUCCAGCCUCCAACGGGUUCGACCUCUUCAAGGCGAACACGGCUAAUGUGGCCAUGGUCAUCGAUUCCACCGUGGCUGAGAUUUGGUUUCCCAUUGAGAUCUGCAAAGCGUUUGAAGAAGCGUUUGGGUUGACGUACGAUGAGACCACGAAUCUGUACCUGGUUGACAGCAUCCUGCACGCCAGACUGCUAGCCCUCAACCCUGAAAUCACGUUUCUCAUCACCAACACCAAUACCCGGGACAUUGUGGAUUCCAACGCCUUCUUGCUUCCCUAUGCGGCCUUUGAUCUUGAGGCGCAACCGCCCUAUCAGAAUCUCACCGAGGCAACGAGAUACUUUCCAAUCCGCCGGGGGACUGACCAAAGCCAGUGGAUACUGGGGCGCACAUUCUUGCAAGAGGCCUACCUCAAAGUCGACUGGGAGAGAUCUGUGUUUUCAGUCCAUCCGCGGGUUUGGGAUGAUCGGCCCUCGAACAUCUCCGCAGUUGUCUCACCCCGUUACGGCCGGGCCGAAGAUGACCCACCGAUAUCGAGUAGCCCGUCUUACCCGCCACUUUCGACUGCAUGGAUCGUGGGGAUUAGUUUUGGCUCCGCCAUCGUAUGCCUGGCACUUGCCGCGGUCGCCUGGUGGUUCUGGCGGUGGCGACGAAGACGGCGACAAAAGGUAGCAGCUCCUGCCCGAGAGCCUCAGCCAAUUGCUAGACCUGAGACACCACCUCUAAACAGUCCCCGGGGCGUACCGGAUGGAGGAAAAGAUGUCAGAUUUCACGCCCAGGCAGAGCUGCCAGGAGCACCCAAUGAGCAUAUUGAGAGGGAUCCUUUUGUCGAUCCCAAACCUGCACAAGCACAGGACUUUUUCUUUGAAUUACCGGGUGACAUGCCCGUCAGCGAAGCCGACGGCCGCCAACUAUCCGAAAAGGAAACCAUGGUCGUUCGGGAGCGAAACGUAAACGGGGUGGACCCGUGCGAACGCGCUGGUUCCCCUGUAUCCAUCACUGCAUCAACCAGGUUAUACCCGGCUGUCCCGCUAGAUGGGGUCGCCAUGUCUGGUCGCAUGUCCUCGAGCCGCAGGUCGAGGAAGAACCACAGAGUUUCGUGCUCGACGGGCGCUUCGAUGCAGGAUGAAAUCGAGUUGCCGCCCUAUCGCACAAUGGACGAUGAAUCGCGGGCGGCGGACAAUUCACGACGACGAUUUUCAUACGAGAGUUAG